Molecule: messenger RNA, 2726 nt
Organism: Symphalangus syndactylus (siamang)
Lineage: Eukaryota; Metazoa; Chordata; Mammalia; Primates; Hylobatidae
Gene: FAM221B
Product: family with sequence similarity 221 member B
Source: RefSeq, a predicted model, not a curated record
UGGGCUUCGAGGACACACAGACUCCGCCCCCGCCCCAGCUACCCGAGACCCUGCCUUUCUCACCCCAAGCACAGAGCCCGAGGUCCCCUCAGAUCCUCACAGCCCCCAACGACCGCCCCACAGAUGUCUCAAAGGAGCCCUAUCCUCACAAUCCCAGACUCCCCCGGAUGUAUGCACAGAUCUCCGCAGAUCCUACCUAGACACUCACAGAGAUCCCGCAACACACACCCCACUUUUCAGAAGUAAACCCUCUGGGCUCGCCCCCUCGAGGCCCAAUGCAAGCCCCUCAGGAGACCUCACCCACCGGGGAGGUGACCAGACCGCCGUUGCCACGGAGACUACUAGGCGUUCCGGUUGCCCUGGUGACCGGCGCCUACUCUCCUGGCCCAGGUUCCGUAGGCUUCAGUCAAGACCCUCCCUCAUCUGCCCUAGACCCCUUGUCCCUACCCACUUCCCCAGGUCAUGCCAGAGCUCCUUUGCGAAGUUCUGCAGAUGUCCAACUCCCCUCCCCAGAUAGCAGACUUUCAGGCAAGGCAUUUCAACACUCAGCGCCUGCAGCUGGGGCACAUCCACAACCAAGAGCCUUUCCUCCCUGAGGAUCAACACCUCCCACUGCCAUCCUAAGUCAAGGUCUUGACCUAAGGACUUGUAACAACCAAGCCAAAGCCCAGAGCCGGGCAUGGUGGCAUACGCCUGUAAUUCCAGCUACUCGGGAGGCUGAGCAGGAGAAUCACUUGAACCCAUGAGGCGGAGGUUGCAGUGAACCGAGAUUGCGCCACUGCACUCCAGUCUGGGCAACAGAGCGAGACUCCAUCACAAAAAGAGAAGAGAAGGCCAGCAGGCAGAUGGAAGCACAUGAGAUCAUAGAAGAGCCUCAUACCACCAUGGAUGCAGAGGAGCACCCCCCUUCAAAGGACCCCUCUGCUGAGGACUUACAGGAGAACCAUAUCUCUGAAAGCUUCUUGGAGCCUUCCACCUCUGAGACCCCCUUAGAGCCCCAUACCUCUGCAUCCCCUUUGGUGCCAUCCCCUUCCCAGAUCCCCUUAGAGGCCCAUUCCCCUGAAACCCGUCAGGAGCCUUCCAUCUCUGAUACUCCUUCAGAGACCCCUACCUAUGAGGCUUCAUUGUAUAGUCCCACCUCAGUGGUGCCAGAGAAACACCUUACUCUUCCUCCCCAAUCACGAGACUAUGUCUCUCUGUCUUCUUCUGAUACUCUGAAGGAAGACCUCCCCUCUGAGUCUUCUUCCAAUGAGGUCCCAUGGACAAGGAGGUCUACCCAUCUCUCUGAAUCUGAGAGCCUUCCAGAACACUCUUUUUCAGGCCCUUCAGCCCAGGUCCAAGUGGACACAUCCAAAAAGCAGGAGGAAGAAGCAGGAGAGGUUGAAAAUGGAGUAGAUGCCAGUGACAGCACUGCUCACACAGCCCAACCUGGACACCAACUAGGUAACACAGCCCACCCAGUGUUCCCUGCUAAGCAGACAGAGCUGGUGGAAGUGGCUAAGGCAAUGCAUAGAGAGGGGUUUGGUGCUCAGGUGAACAAUCUUUUCCAGUGGGAGAAGGAUGCAGCCCUGAAUGCCAUCCAGACAGGUCUCUACAUUGGCUGGCGCUGCCCCCAUUACCUAUGGGACUGUUUCCGGAUUGGGGAUGAGUCCAGAUGCUUUUGUGGACACUUGUUGAGAGAGCACCGGCUCAUCUCAGACAUAUCGGUGCCCUGCAAGGUAAGCCAGUGCCGCUGCUUCAUGUUCUGCUUUAUCCCAUCACGCCCAGAGGAGGUGGGUGAGUUCUGGCUCAAGAGACAGGCCACCUUUGACCCCAAGACCUGGAGGGCCCAAUGUCGCUGCAAACACAGCCACGAAGAACAUGCAGCCACUGGGCCCCAUCCCUGCAGGCAUCAUGGCUGUUGCUGCGGCUGCUUUGAGUCUAAUUUCCUCUGUGCGGCCUGUGACCGGCGCUGGGAGGAACACGAGACUUUCUUUGAGACCCAGAAGACCCGGCGACGAGGAGGGAGGCCUCACGGGACAGACACUGUCAGCAACUGGCACAGGCCUUUGUGAGUCUGGCCCAGAUCAGCAAUAAAAGAGGAGUCACUGGAACCUGACUUGGCUCUAUAUGGGGCAGAUAGAUCCCAGCCCAGGGAGAGACUGCCUAAUAACUUAGAGUUGACACCUAUUAGGCACAGGAGAAAGCCUGGAUCUGGCCAUCUGCCUCCAUCACACCCACAUUCAAGCUGCCUGCUUGAAGGCAAGUGGCUUCAAGGAAGCCAGGAAGGGAGGAAGUUUCAAGAAGGAUAGAGUGGGAAGUGAUGUUAGAUGCAGUUGGGGCACCAAUAAGAUAAAGACUGAAAAGUGUCCAUUGGGUUUUGCAAUUAGAAGAUAUUUGGGAACAUCGGAGAGUGCAGUUUCACACUGGUGCAGUGGAGGCAGGAGUCAAACAGCAGUGAGUUUCAAGGAGUCUCUUAAAGAAGCUUGGAUAUAAAGUACAAAAGAAAAGUCAGACAAGAUCCAGAGGGAGUUGUGGAGUCAAGGAAGCACUUUUGUAGGAAGGAAAAGAGAAAGAGGCCAGUAGACUAAAGGACCUUGAAGGACCCAGAAGAGAGAGAAGAGAUGCCUGGUCCGAGGAGCUGCAGGUGUGACUGAUGGGAAUGAAGUGGCUAAGGCCCAGCAGGCAACUCCUGGGGGAGCAGCCCCAACCAUCUUCUCGCGGAUCCUGGACAGGAGCCUCCCAGC